Messenger RNA from Sphaeramia orbicularis (orbiculate cardinalfish), 1295 nucleotides. RefSeq names its product complement component 1, q subcomponent binding protein (gene c1qbp). Gene Ontology annotation, biological process: cytosolic ribosome assembly. Gene Ontology annotation, cellular component: mitochondrial matrix. NCBI's taxonomy places the organism in Eukaryota, Metazoa, Chordata, Actinopteri, Kurtiformes, Apogonidae. The record is from RefSeq and is a predicted model, not a curated record.
GUGAGAGGUCAACGCGUCCUUCCACACGUGUUUUCCUGAUCUUCCAGAAGCGGCGUCAGAGGGACCCAGGAGCGUGUGUGUUCUAUUGACCGUAUCCUGUUGGGUUUGUGUCCGCUAAAGUCAUGCUGAAGUCGGUCGUCCGUGCGGUCGGAUCCGCGGUCCGUCUGUCCGCUGCCUCCGGUUCUUCGGCCCGGGCUCUGCCACUCAGCUGCCCGGCUCUCUGCGCACCUAGCUCGGCUACCAUCCGGCCCUUCACCCGGUCCCUGUGGGUGCUCAGCUCCGGAGGACCCUCUUCGGGGUUCAGACCCAAACUGUUCAGUUCGAAGGUGUUGAACCCGUCAGUGUCAUGGUGUGGGGGUCUGCACACGGAAGGUGACAAAGCGUUCGGAGACUUCCUGCACGACGAAAUCAAAGAGGAGAAGAAAAUCCAGAAGAACAAGAGUCUUCCUCGAGUGUCUGGAGGGUGGGAUCUGCAGACCAAUGGCACCGAGGCCAAACUCACCAGGACGGUGUCCGGAGAAAAAAUCACCGUCACCUUCAACGUCAACAACAGCAUCCCUCCGAACUUUGAAGAAGAGGCGGAACAGGGACAACAGAAAACCCCCGAAGAAGAGCCUGAAAUAGUGUCAACGCCAAACUUUGUGGUUGAAGUAACAAAACAGGCAGCGAAACAUUCCCUGGUGUUCGACUGUCACUUUCCUGAAGAUGAGGUGAGUCACGGCGAAGGUGAAGAUGAGAGCGACAUCUUCGCCAUCAGAGAAGUCAGUUUCCAACCAGAAGGAGAAGCCGACUGGAAGGAGACCAGCUACACCCUGAACACCGACUCACUGGACUGGGCUCUGUACGAUCACAUGAUGGACUUCCUCGCCGACCGCGGCGUCGACAACACGUUCGCCGAUGAGCUGAUGGAGCUGAGCACUGCCAUGGAGCACCAGGAGUACAUCCGCUUCCUGGAGGAGCUGCAGAACUUCGUCAAAUGUCACUGAAGUCUGACGGACCUCGAACGCAUCAGAUGAUGGAGCGAACAGCGUGAACGAGGAUUUGACGGACUGAGGGAACAUGUGACGACUGUCCGCGAGGAGGCGUCGACUUGUUCACGUGUUAGUUUUUCAGUAAUUUAAGUUAUAGAGUCAAUCUACAGUCGCGGAGGGAUGGACGUAACCAUGGAAACAAACACAUUUAUGUUCAGUGUGAGUGUGGAUCAGAGACUCGGUGGAGAAGAUGUGAUGUUUACGUCCUGGUGGAGCCAGAGAAUGAAACGUCCUGUUCAAUAAAAUAUUUGAUACGUACGAUCA